AGCGCUAAAAUAAAAUAAAGUUAAAGGUUCUAAAAAAGUCCUAAAGUCGUUUACCGGGAGCCGCAACAACCCAUAACGUCAAGUGGCAAUAUUUGAAUGAUUUUAUUGGAAUUAUAGUAAGCCGUAUUUGGGUUAUGAGUAAUUUAAUCAUAGUAACCUAUGAAUUUGUGUAGUUAUAAGUUUUGGUAUGAAAUACAAUUCAUUCUGUUUCUAACCGUACACCAAGCUGGUUGACUUCACUACUUCCAAUAGGUUAUGGGCCCAGAACCCAGAAGCGUAGAGUGAUUGAAGCAGAAUCUUUUCGCCGUUAUUCCGAAGAAGUUUUAAGAUGAACCCGAACUCCACUGGAUCCUCAAGCGCUGCAGGUAGUAGCAUUUCAACAUCAAGUCUUCCUGGCAUAGAACGACUCAUCGGGAGAGAAAAUUGGGAAACAUGGAAGUUUGCCGUGCAAACGUUCCUGGAACUUGAAGAUCUCUGGUGUGCAGUAAAGCCAAAGAAAAACGACGAUGGAAGCUACGAAUCCGUCGAUACAGCAAAGGAUCGAAAGGCACGAGCGAAAAUCAUCUUACUUCUUGAACCAGUGAACUACGUUCAUGUGAAGGAAGCGACAACAGCGAAAGAAGUUUGGUCCAAACUAGAAAAGGCUUUCGAAGACUCUGGCCUCACAAGACGAGUCGGAUUGUUGCAUAAAUUAAUCAAGACAGAUCUAGAAUCAUGCGAUUCUAUGUCGGAUUAUGUUAAUCGUAUUGUAUCAACGGCGCAUCAACUGAAUGGAAUUGGUUUCCCGAUUUCAGAGGAGUGGGUCGGAAAUCUAUUACUGGCUGGAUUAACAGAACAGUAUCGCCCAAUGAUCAUGGCCCUUGAAAACUCCGGUAUUGUCAUCACUGGGGACAUCAUUAAAACGAAACUUUUACAAGAGGUUCCUCCCACAUCAGUUGAACCUGCGUUUGCGGCAAGGACGAAGCACGUUAAUGCUGGUAAGCAAACUAAAAAAUCGAAUACAGCUAAGGGACCGAAAUGUCGAAAAUGUUCGAAAUUUGGCCAUAUAGCGAAGGAUUGCUACAGCACGAAGGGAAACGAUUCGUUCUGUGUAGUGCUUUCUACGUGUGGAUCGAAGGAAUACGGAAAAUGGUAUUUCGAUUCCGGAGCAAGUGUCCACAUGACGAACAAUAGCGAUUUUUUGAUGCAUGCGAAAACAUCUAGUGGAACUGUGGUAGCAGCCAACGGGGAGAACAUGCAAAUCACCGCGAAGGGAUCCUGCGUUUUGAAGCCUUCGUGCCAAAAAGGUGAAAUUCCCGUUGAUGACGUGCAGCUAAUCCCGAAUCUAUCCGUGAACCUUUUAUCGGUAAAUCAAAUUGUGAAAAAAGGCUACUCCGUUACGUUCACCAAUGAAGGAUGCGAAGUGGUUAACCGAAACGGCGAUAUCAUUGCUACUGGUAGCCAUGACAACGAUCUGUUCAAGCUUGACGAACGUGAAGAAGGUGAGAAAACCGCGUUGACAGUUUCUUCAACAGGGAGCUUGGAACUAUGGCAUCAAAGGAUGGGCCAUCUUAACAUCAACGGUGUCCGAAGCCUUGCAAAUGGAAUAGUGACUGGCGUCAAUAUUGUUGGAGAUACCAUGGCCGAUUGCAAAGAAUGUCCAAUGGGCAAACAUAGCCGUCAUCCUUUUAGCAAGAUAGGAUCGCGGGCGGCUGAAAUACUCGAUUUGGUUCAUUCUGACAUUUGCGGGCCGAUGGAAGUCAAAUCUCUAGGAGGAAGCCGAUAUUAUAUUGUAUUUGUGGAUGACAAAUCACGCCGGAUGUGGACAUAUUUCUUGAAAUCCAAGUCGGAAGCUGAGGUAAACAAAAUUUUCCAGGAUUUUCACAAGAUGGUAGAACGGCAAUCUGGACGAAAAUUGAAGGUACUCAGAACAGACAAUGGAAAAGAAUAUGUCAACACAGGGUUCACAAACUACUUAAAGAAGCACGGCAUUGUUCAUCAAACAUCCAACGCAUAUACUCCGGAACAAAAUGGCAUGGCGGAACGAGCGAAUAGGUCGAUUGUGGAGCGUGCAAGGUGCAUGUUACACAUGGCGAAACUUUCGAAAAGUUUUUGGGCGGAAGCUGUGGCUGCUGCUGUGUACCUUCUGAAUCGUUCUCCAACCAAAGGCCAUAAUGUUACUCCGCAGGUAGUGUGGUCUGGUAAGAAACCUAACUUGUCCCAUAUUCGGAUCUUUGGUACUAGAGCGAUGAAAUUUAUUCCGAAGCAAUAUCGCAAGAAGUGGGACGCUAAAUCAGAAGAGUGCAUUCUGACCGGUUUCGAUGAGUUUACCAAAGGGUAUAGAUUGUACAACAUCAGAUCGAAGAAAGUAACAGUCAGUCGUGAAGUAAAUUUCAUUAAUGAAGGUGUUGCUGUUCCUAUCCAAGAAAAAUCAAGCAGAAGGCAAAUGAUUCUCCUUGAACAUGAAGAGACAGUUUCUCUUUCACCGAACGCUACAUCACAAAUGGAGGCAGUUUUGAGUGAAAAUGAGGACGAGGACAGCGACAGCGAAUACUUCACGGACGCGAACAAUGAAACUUCUGAAGAUACCGAUGGAACUAGUAACGAAUUUGACGAAACAGUGGUCGAUAAUGAUGCAGCUGUGAACAGCGAACCUCUCGUUAUAUCAACUCAAUCGCAAAUCCUAAGGCGAAGCAGUCGGACGCGUAAAGUCCCAGAGAAGUAUAAUGAUUCUAUAAUCCCACAUGGCUCUGGUCUUUUCAGCAAUGUUACCAGUUCAAAGAUCAUGAGCAGCAAUUCAAGCGAGGAUCCAAUCACACACCAGGAUGCAAUGUCGCGUAGCGAUUCAGAACGUUGGAAAGUAGCGAUGCAAGAAGAAUAUCAAGCGUUGAUUGACAACAGCACAUGGAGAUUGACAACUCUUCCAGAAGGUAGGAAAGCAAUCAAAUGUAAAUGGGUGUUUAAAACAAAACACGAUGCGGCUGGAAAAGUCAACCGCUACAAGGCGCGAUUGGUGAUAAAGGGAUAUUCUCAGCGAAAGGGGGUAGAUUAUAACGAAACAUAUUCACCCGUAGUUCGUCCUAGUUCCCUGAGAUAUUUAUUUGCACUAGCGGCCAGAGAUAAUUUUUUGGUGGAUCAGAUGGAUGCGAUAACUGCUUUUCUACAAGGAGAUUUGGAAUAGGAGAUAUACAUGGAGCAACCACCGUGUUUUGAGCAGCCUGGAAAGCAAAACAUGGUAUGUCGAUUGAACAAAGCGUUGUACGGACUAAAACAAUCAAGUCGUGUCUGGAAUACGAAGCUAGAUGCAGCACUGAAACAACUGGGUUUGGAGCAAUCGAAGUAUGAUCCAUGUUUAUAUUUCUAUAAUGGCAAUGGAAAUAUGCUGUUUGUAGCCAUUUAUGUGGACGAUUUAAUGAUUUUUAGUAAUAAUGAAGAAAUGAAAAAUCAACUGAAGACGAAAUUGAGCAUCAUGUUCCGGAUGAAGGAUUUGGGACCAGCUAAACAUUGUUUAGGGAUUCGUGUGAAUUAUUUAAAUGACGGAAUUGCACUUGACCAGGAAGCCUACAUAGAAACUAUCCUAUCCCGGUUCAAAAUGCAAGACUGCAAAGCUGUUGCUACUCCUAUGAACUAUUCCAUAAAGCUAACUAAGGAAAUGUCGCCACAGACAGAAGAAGAAAAGGAAGAGAUGUCAGCGGUGCCUUUUCAAGAGGCUGUAGGUUGCCUGAUGUACCUAGCUCAAUGCACCAGACCAGAUAUCCUGUUUGCAGUUAAUCAGCUGAACCGAUACAACAAUAAUCCUGGAUCGCGUCACUGGCAAGCUGUAAAACAUCUUAUGCGAUAUCUAAGAGGAACGGCAUCGAUGAAACUCAAAUAUUACAGAAAAGGUAACGAACAAAUAACUGGAUAUUCAGAUGCUGAUUGGGCCGCUGAUACAGAAGAUAGGAA
Molecule: messenger RNA, 3924 nt
Organism: Anopheles coluzzii
Lineage: Eukaryota; Metazoa; Arthropoda; Insecta; Diptera; Culicidae
Exons: 1
Coding region: 329-3160 (943 amino acids)
Biological process (GO): DNA integration
Molecular function (GO): nucleic acid binding; zinc ion binding
Source: RefSeq, a predicted model, not a curated record